CAAUACGAGAUUGAAGGUUAUCCUACCAUCAUGUUCUUUGAUGGCAGCGGAAACCAACCAGAGAAGUAUCGAACGAUGCGGGAUUUAGACAGCUUGACGGAGUUCUUGGAAGACAAAACAGGCAUCAGAGUCGCUGAUGGAGCUCAUAUUCCCAAGCCGAGUGGCGUUCCACCACCUAUCAAUAUGAGCUCCAAGCCAUCUAUCUCCCAAGUUCGUGCUAUUCAAGCUCGGCCAGCACCUAUGGCAGCACCACCUUCUGGCUGUUUACUCUGCAGAGAUUUCUCGGGUCCGGAUGGUGUUGCUGCUCAAUACCCGAGGCAGUCCUUACCACGAGGUCCCGACAUGACUGGUUAUCUCGCGGAUGUCCUAUGCAGUCCUUUCUCCUCUGCAACUGACAAAGCUCGUGCUAUCUUCACCUGGUUACAUCACAACAUCGCGUACGAUACAGUUGCAUUCUUUGGAAAGAAUGUGAAGCAUGUCGAUCCAAAGGACACCAUCACUUCAGGUCUUGCUGUUUGUGCUGGAUAUGCUGGGCUAUUCUCCGCUAUCGCUCUCAAAGCAGGCCUGGAAGCUGUGAUGGUUACCGGCCACGGGAAAGGUUAUGGAUACACCGCACUCAAACCCGGGGAACCCGUCCCACCUGCCAAUCCGUCAGGUCAUGCUUGGAACGCUGUCCGUAUUGAUGGAGGUGAAUGGAAACUUCUUGAUGCGUGCUGGGGAGCUGGUAAUGUCGGCAACCAAGUUUAUAACAAACAUUUCACGCCCAGCUACUUCACGAUGUCAAAUGAUCAAUUCGGCCUCAAGCACUUCCCACAAGACGAUAAGUACUUCUUCCACAGUGAUGGACAGAUCCCGACAUGGGAAGAAUACUAUCUCGGCCCCACUCCAGCAGAACCUCUCCAACUCUUCGGCUCAGUAGAAGAUCAUGGCCUCUCUGCAACAUCGUUCACUCCCCAACAAAAGCAAAUCCCGGUAAACUCAAACGAAGUAAUCCGUUUCCAAUUCAGCAAAGUCUGCGAACACUGGGACCACGAGAAAAACGGUAAGGGGAAACCAUACUGUCUCAUUAUCAAGAUCUGGGGUCUGGACGGCAGGAAAGAAGAUUUUGUCGCCAUGGAAAAUAACGACUUUUGGUGGUGGGCAGAUAUCUCUGCUAGAGAUCUGGGUGCUCCUGGGCAAACGGUCAUUUGCUACGCGGUUACGACUGUCAAUGGGAAAGAUGCGAGAGGGAUGUCUAGGGGAGAGUAUUUGCACAAGAAAGGGAAGUGCGGCAUGGGCUUUGGCGGCGUUAGUGCUUGGGAUCUG
This is a messenger RNA of Mollisia scopiformis, 1305 nucleotides long. RefSeq lists its product as uncharacterized. The annotation marks the transcript as partial. The record is from RefSeq and is a predicted model, not a curated record. Lineage: Eukaryota; Fungi; Ascomycota; Leotiomycetes; Helotiales; Mollisiaceae. The transcript has a single exon.